Chenopodium quinoa (quinoa) is the source of this 549-nucleotide messenger RNA. RefSeq lists its product as uncharacterized. The record is from RefSeq and is a predicted model, not a curated record. The transcript has a single exon. NCBI's taxonomy places the organism in Eukaryota, Viridiplantae, Streptophyta, Magnoliopsida, Caryophyllales, Amaranthaceae. Bases 1 to 549 code for a protein of 182 amino acids.
AUGGAGAUUAAGGACCGAGUCUCUAUUGAGAAGCCGACCCCUGUGAAAGGUUCCGCCAAGAAUCGGAACAAGAACAAUCACUGCCACUACCAUGAGGAUAUUGGCCAUGAUACCAACGAGUGCUACAACCUCAAACGCCUGUUGGACCGUUUGGCUGAACAAGGGGUACGCAAGUCCUAUAUUCUGAGGUCCAAGGUUACCCUACAAACUAACACUGGAAAGCCGCCCAAAAAGAAGUCCCACUCUGCUAAUAGUUCAGAUACUGAUGAAACUUUGAUCUAUACAAUAGCAGGCGACUUCACUGGAGGCGGCCCUACCAUCCGGGGUAACAAGAACUACCUCAGGGGCCUUGAUGUAAAUUCAGUCGACGAGGGACAGGCGUCCAAGGAUCCCUUCCCCGAAGUCAUUAUCACUGAAGAUGACAGGGGGAGGGUCAGGAGGCCCCAUGAUGACCCUGUGGUAAUUGAAUGCAAAGUGGCCAACCAAAGAGUUGGCCGAAUCCUCAUUGACACUGGGAGUUCUUCGACCUCAUCAGUCACAAGUGCCUGA